Molecule: messenger RNA, 1960 nt
Organism: Drosophila ananassae
Lineage: Eukaryota; Metazoa; Arthropoda; Insecta; Diptera; Drosophilidae
Exons: 3
Coding region: 894-1238 (114 amino acids)
Source: RefSeq, a predicted model, not a curated record
GGUUCCAAAGGUUGCCAAUAAUUCGAUGCAAAUUACCUAAGCACAUAUCCGCCUCAUAAAUGGGUCGGCGGCGUUCAUUAGCGGAGAUCUCUGGGCGACAAGCAGUGAUUAUGAUUAUAUAGAGGGGAGCACCAUCACCAGCAUCGGUAGUGGCUCUGGGCUGUCCACUUACGUCACCAGGCAGGCAGGCAGGCCGGCAGUCCGGCAGGGCAGGCAACAGGCACCAGUCAGCCGACACGGAUACAAGUUGAAGAUACAAACACACAGAUAUCGGGGGGCUUCUACAGAUACAGAUACAGAUACUUUGAAGCUGCAAACGAGGCGAUCCAUAUUUCUUUUUGAUUGAUCUACAGCCGAAGGCCGAAGGCAUGCAAAAAUGCAAUUCAGGGAGCGAGGAGCAGAGGAGGAGUCACACAAACCAGAUACAGAUACCACAGCGACGUAUCUUAAAACGAAAUAAAUUUCAGUACAAUUAGCGUUCGCUUAUUUUUGUUUUGAAUUUUAAUUUUUGUGCUUUUUUUUUUUGUAGUUUUUUGUUUUUUGACACGCUGCCUGUCAGCACCUCGUUGACAUGCAAAGUUACUUAAAACAAAACAAACAUUACAUGUAAAAAUAGUACAACAAAAAAGUCUUAAAUUAAGGGGAGGCCGGCUCUCAACUACGCGGAAUUCAAAAGGUCGGUAUGAAGACCAAAACCCGACCAAAGACCAACAGAUCCGACGGAGUAAUUAGGAAUCGUUCAACGUGAUUUCGAGAUACGUUGGCGGGAGAUCAACUGCUCGGUCAAUGAUCCCGCCACGGCAGAGGCCUUCCGAUGCCAAAUCAUCGAGCUGCCCAAGCGACAGGGCAAUUUCCUCAACACCCUGCUCCUGCUGCGGCGCCCGGUUCAGAAAAUGUGGGUGGAACUGAGUGUGGGUCAGAUCGGCAACAGGAGGGAUCGUCUGCUCCAGCAACUAAUCAAGAUCCGAGUGGAUGGCUGUCAUCUGAUCAAGUUCCGAAGCAAAAAUCGCAUCCUGAAUGCCGUGCUGAGAAAGCUACUGCAAUCCGGAAACUAUCCAGACGAGUGUCCACUUUUGGCGAAUGUAAACUAUACCUCCACACAUUUUGCCCUCAAUCCGGAUCACUUUCCCGCCUACAUGCCGGACAUGAAGUUCAAUACGAAAUUGGUCUUUCAGCUGAGCAAGACCAUCACCCUGAUCAGGGCCAGUGUGGACGCCGAGGUGAUGAGACGUUCCUAAACUAAAAUAUUUAUCAAUAAAGCAAAAGGAAAAACGUACAUAAACCGAUACACUUAUGCGUUUUAAUGACUAAGACUUGGGGUCUGAAAGGAGGAUGACUAAUGGCUCCGGUAUGGGAUAUGUGCAGACUACACACAUGAAGAUUAGACGCGAAAUCUCUCGCUCGAGAAAUCCAUAUAAUAUAUCUAUUUUUAUCAGACCCUAUAUGGCUAUUCCUGAAAUUUCACUAUCAUGACUUUCAACUUAUUUGCUCCACAUUUCAGACGGUCAACAUUUCAGAUGGUCGUGAUUCACGGCUGUGGAAUUUGGCCAGAAACUGGUUGACUGAUUUCUGCACUUUGCUGUUAAUUAAACAUAAAUACAUAAUACCCCUAGCUUAGCUUAGCUUAGCUAGUUGCUUAUCACAAAUCAGAUUAAAAACCUCAAUUUGAUUAAUGUUGUCCAUUCAACAGUUUCUCUUUUCGAUUACGAUUCAAAUCUGAACUUUGCCCUUUGUUGUCAAGUGAGUCAGCUCCGGCUACCUAUUUCUUAUAGGGUCUAUCUUUAACUUGUCCUUUUCGGUUUUUGGCUUUUAUUAUAAGCAGCUAACUGGUCUGAUAAUGCGAUUGCAGAAAAACAAAUAGAUUAAGAAAGAGCGCAGGCCCCUUUUCGAGUGCCGGACAAUCAAAUUAAGAAAUGACGUGAGUCUCCCCACCAAAGAGAUUUCUCAGACCCCAUAGAAG